AUGGGCAAUACUCUCAGCGAUGGUUUCGUGCAGUGGGAUGUCGAUGAGUAUGACACUGGUGCUCUAGUCCUCGGUGCAGUUAAGGCGAUCUCGAGAUUUGACACCAAGCCGGAGCUCAACACGGCCGAAAGCGCCCUCAUGGGCCAACGCAAGCUGGACGAUACCUACAAUUGA
Fusarium mangiferae is the source of this 174-nucleotide messenger RNA. RefSeq lists its product as uncharacterized. Lineage: Eukaryota; Fungi; Ascomycota; Sordariomycetes; Hypocreales; Nectriaceae. The record is from RefSeq and is a predicted model, not a curated record. Bases 1 to 174 code for a protein of 57 amino acids. The transcript has 2 exons.